AUGGACAGGGUUACGGUUGUGAACUACUGCUUAGGACUCCUGGGUUUGUUACUACUGCAGGGCAUGCUAAAUGUGGAGGGAAGGAGCAUAUUUAACCCUGGAAACCAUGUUUAUAAUCCCAAAGAAGACACAGAUGCCCAGAGCAAGAUUCUAGCUCUCUUACUACACAAAAGCUUAGUUCCAGUUGAAAAGGAUGAUCCUCUAGGUCUUGAGCUGGCCAACAAAUUAGCUGAAUUAGAGGAGCUGCGGGCCCUGAGAGAGGACUUGGAGCUGGAGAAGGAGAUCACAGCCAAUUUGGCAGAAGGCAAAUCCGUAACUCAGAAGAGGGGUGAACCUUGCUUCUGGAAAUACUGUGUCUGAGACGGAUGCAAGAGGAAGAGGACCACUGU
This is a messenger RNA of Toxotes jaculatrix (banded archerfish), 389 nucleotides long. RefSeq names its product urotensin 2 domain containing (gene uts2d). NCBI's taxonomy places the organism in Eukaryota, Metazoa, Chordata, Actinopteri, Toxotidae. The transcript is spliced from 5 exons. Gene Ontology annotation, molecular function: hormone activity. Gene Ontology annotation, cellular component: extracellular region. The coding region runs from base 1 to 360 and encodes 119 amino acids. The record is from RefSeq and is a predicted model, not a curated record. Gene Ontology annotation, biological process: blood vessel diameter maintenance; regulation of blood pressure.